Messenger RNA from Myiozetetes cayanensis, 2092 nucleotides. It is a transcript of the gene POLE3, whose product is annotated as DNA polymerase epsilon 3, accessory subunit. Gene Ontology annotation, biological process: heterochromatin formation; DNA damage response; leading strand elongation. The record is from RefSeq and is a predicted model, not a curated record. Gene Ontology annotation, cellular component: CHRAC; epsilon DNA polymerase complex. Gene Ontology annotation, molecular function: protein heterodimerization activity; chromatin DNA binding. Bases 31 to 462 code for a protein of 143 amino acids. NCBI's taxonomy places the organism in Eukaryota, Metazoa, Chordata, Aves, Passeriformes, Tyrannidae. The transcript is spliced from 5 exons.
GCGGCGGAGCGCGGGCUGCGGAGGCGCAGGAUGGCGGAGCGGCCGGAGGACCUGAACCUGCCCAACGCCGUCAUCACCCGCAUCAUCAAGGAGGCGCUUCCUGAUGGAGUCAACAUUUCCAAAGAAGCCCGGAGCGCGAUAUCCCGAGCAGCAAGUGUGUUUGUGCUGUAUGCAACGUCCUGUGCAAAUAACUUUGCCAUGAAGGGGAAGAGGAAAACGCUGAAUGCUGGUGAUGUGCUCUCUGCCAUGGAGGAGAUGGAGUUCCAGAGGUUCAUGGUCCCUCUGAAGGAAUCCCUGGAAGUUUACAGGAGGGAGCAGAAGGGGAAGAAGGAAGCCAGGAAGGACAAAGACAAGAAGGCAGACUCAGAGGAGCAGGAUAAAAGCCGAGAGGAAGACAAUGAUGACGAUGAUGAAAGGAUGGAGGAGGAAGAGCAGAACGACGAGGAGGAGGUGGACAACUGAGCUGGCCGAGAGGGGCCGGGCUGUGUGCAGAGGGAUAUAAACACUGUAAAUCAACCUUGCUGUGUCCUGUUUCCAUUAGAGCUUUGUGCUGGCCCUCUGCAGCCUGUCCCUUUGGGGCUUUAAUUUGGACAUAAAGGACUUGUGCUGAAGCUUUUCCCUUGGCAGGGCAGCUCCUCCUGUGCCUGGGGGGCUUGGCCCCCUCCCUCCUCUGGGCAGACCUUUGGUGCUGGGUUGGCUCUGAAAUAGAGGAUAAAAGAGCUGGCAAGGUGCUCAGUGCAGAAGCUGAGAGAGAGAGGACAUGAGAACUCCUGAACCUCAGGGGCUGAAUCCAGCAGACCAUUAACCCUCUGGGGUGUAGAACCCAGGUGAUGAUGUCAGGAGGCUUGGAAGCUGGACAUUUUAGCUUUGAUCCAAGGGAUUCAUUUUUUUUUUGCCUGUGUUUCCUCACAUCCUGGCUGUGCCUUCUCUCCCUGCUGUGCUGACAGUGCCUCUGUCCUUCAGCCUGAGCAGCACUACAGGCUGGCCAUCCAGGGGCCAUGAGUCCACUCACUGAUCACCCAAACCACCCUCAAUCCAAACGCUUCACAGCCCUGGAAAUGUAAAGUGAACACUGAAAGUGUCUUUAGAGCCCUGAGAGAUUAAAUUAAUUUAAAAUCUGAAGCAAAAUGAAGGGUUAAAAUGAGCUCCAGGGGUACAAACAGGUGGCUUUGAGCAGUGCUGGGUGUGUGGCCCUGGGGGUCUGGUGGUGUCACCUGUCCCUCCUCUGAGGAGCUGCAGCUCCUGCAGCAAGUUUAAAUGUGGCAGAACAGAGUGGUGGAUUGUGGUGCCUUGGUUUUGUUUUUGUUUUUUAAUUUUCCCAAUUGGAAUGGACUAAUUCCAUCCAAGACCCCUCUGUAGCCUUUGCUGGUCAUUCCAGGGACAUGGAUACCUCCUGGAGCAGUGGGCAGGAUGUGCCCACCCAGGAGGCUCAACCUCAGGCCUCUGCUUUCAAAAAAAAAGGCUCCUGCAGGAAAAGAAGGUUGAAAUAAGCUGUUUGUAUCCCCUUGUGCCAGUGCAGGUUUGUGCUUUUCCACUUGGACUGUUAGUUUUGAUGCCUUGCCUUUCUCUCUCUGAGGAAGUACCUAGAGAGGAAGCUCCUUUGGGGGGAAAACGCUUUAUUUGACUUUUGGGAGACUAAUACAUCUAAUAUUUGAACUUCACAGAUGGGGUGAAGGAAACCUGAGGAAAGUUUUUUAGGUGCAUUUAAGUAGAACCCACGAGUUUUGCUGACGUGCAGUUUUAAAAUAGCACUUGUGGGGACUCAUAGAUCCUUUCCACCAAAAAAAAAAAAAAAACCCUGCUGCAGAGCCACCCACAAGAGCCAACCCUGCCUUCCUGCUUUUCUGGCACGCUGGAUUUUCACACACACACACACACACAAGGCCAGCUCCUGAAAAAAAGAACUGAAUCAACACAGAUUUUCUGCUGUCCUGCAGUCAGCACAUGGAAAGCCUGAACGUCUUCCCAACAUCUCUGAUAAACACCUGCCUUCCAGCUCUUUUUCUUCCUUUAUUUUCUCUUCAGUACAUAUCUGGUGUGCAUAUUCUGGAAGGGAAUGAUGCCUAAAUAAAAGCCAGAUUUUGGGUUUGUU